AUGUCGGCCCACCCACCAGAGAAGCCACAGUUCUACACCACCCCUAACUACAAUCACGGCCAUGACGAGCCGAAGCCGCACCUGCACGCGAAGACGUUUCUGGCCGUCUUUGCCACGUGGGCCAUCACUUUUCACCAGGACGCAGCGGUACCCUUUCGCCUUCUGGGUGUCACGCCGCAGAUUGCCCGUGCCGGCGCCGAGGCGCCGCUCGGGACCUUUUCGACAGGAUUCAGGCAUGUUUGGAUUGCUGCAAGCGUCGUUGUGGCGUUUGCCGCUGUGCUGGCCGUUUUCCUCAAGGACCCCAGCGACGAGUUCAACAUGCGUAUUGACGCGCCCGUGGAAAAGGCCGAGGAGCUGUACUCGUCGUGA
Molecule: messenger RNA, 369 nt
Organism: Lasiosphaeria miniovina
Lineage: Eukaryota; Fungi; Ascomycota; Sordariomycetes; Sordariales; Lasiosphaeriaceae
Exons: 3
Coding region: 1-369 (122 amino acids)
Source: RefSeq, a predicted model, not a curated record